Messenger RNA from Aspergillus nidulans FGSC A4, 2397 nucleotides. RefSeq lists its product as uncharacterized. NCBI's taxonomy places the organism in Eukaryota, Fungi, Ascomycota, Eurotiomycetes, Eurotiales, Aspergillaceae. The transcript has 3 exons. Gene Ontology annotation, molecular function: GTPase regulator activity. The record is from RefSeq and is a predicted model, not a curated record. The coding region runs from base 1 to 2397 and encodes 798 amino acids.
AUGGCAUCAGACAUGGGCGACUUGCCCAUGAUCAAAUGCUCUGACUGUGGGGUCAACGUUGACAUCCUUGCGAUGGGGGAUCAUGUCUGCGCCAAAUCUGCAAACGUUAUACCGCGAACGCUGUCCCCUCCCCCACCUCCUCCUAAGUCGAUGCGGAGGCCGACAUUAGGGGCGCAAGAUUCAUGGUCAUCGAAACCUGGGCGAGCAGAGCCGCCAUCAAGUAUCGACUCUCUAAGAGCUAACCACUCGUUCCUAGAGCCAAGUACUGGGCAAGACGGCAGUCUUUAUCCCUCUCCCCUUUCAUCAGCUUCAGGAUCGCGCUCUCCGCUCCGGACAGCCCCAGUGUCCCAUGACUCUAGUGCGGACGAUAGCGGCGAGGGCAUCCCGAGCUUCCCUUUACCUCGGUCAAUGUCGGGAAGACGGGUGAACGGCAUGGCCGUGAAAGAGGAACCUGGAUAUACGGACGCAGUGAACAGGAGUCUUGACCAUCCACCGCAUAGCGCGCAUUUACCACUCAACAGAGAUGGGGAACAGCCACCACCGCCGUUACCGAAGGACGAUGUCUCGUUCGCGCAUAAACACACUGUUUCUGUAGACAGCAGGAGCAGCUAUAGAACGUCCUUAGCGAGCACCCGGUACGGCGACCGCAGCUCGAAAAGAUCGACCGCAAUCUCCAGUCGGCGACCAUCGUUUGGGAGUGUCGCUUUAGCUGGGUAUAGAUAUGAGGAAGAUAUACCCCCAAUUCCGCAAUCUCCACCCCGUCCGUUUUAUCAUUCAGUUUUCUCAGAUUCCUCAAUGUCAGAUAUAUCGGCAAAGAGGGAUGGAAAGAACGAAGUCCACAGCGGAUUUGAUUUCGGUGGUGCGCUCGAUAAACCUGCAGCCAGCCCUUUACGAGUUUCUUCGGCUGCGAACUCGGAACGCCUCAGCAGUUCGCGCGGAUCUGCCGAGUUAUUCUUUAGCAGUCCGGCGCAAAGCACAUACGGCCCACCCCUCGAUCUUCCCGAGUCCGAAUUUCGGUCGGAGACACCGGCUGAAUCUGCGAAGGUCGAAUAUAAAGCCUUCAGACCUUCAGCUUCCGACUAUCUACAGCCAAACCCUUCGGACCCGAAUGGGCAAGGAGACACGCGCAGGAAGAAUUCGGACGCUACUGAUGACAGCGCUAUAUCGGUUUCUAACUUUGCUCGCGCUCUUGGUUUGGACAUUAACGAUGAGGGUGUGGAAGAUUCAACUUCUUCUGAUUCGUCACCCUCAGAAACUAGAAGUGGCACUUCCCUAUCAAGCAUUCAAUCCGACGUCAGCUCGUCCAGGCGGAAACCAUCCGAUCUAAGUCGUCUAGGUCCCGUCGUUGAAGACCCUCGGAACGAAACUGGGGCGAAAACAGAGAACCUGGAUAAAAGCCAGUCAGAAAGUCAUACGGCCCUUGAACCGCCUCGCAUCCCCGAGAACAACUUCAGCCCUGACUCACCGACAGACCCGGCCCUGUCGAAAGGUGGCGAUUUGUCUCUAGUCUCUGAAAUCUCUCAGAACAGCAAGAUUUCGCAAGGGCCCCGAAGCCCCCAAAGCCCCUUGAGUCCUCAAAGCGCCCAGAACUUAGAAGAGGUGGAAGAGCAAAAACCCUUAGCGCGAGCUGCUACAGAACCCACACCCCGCCCACAACAACCCAAGCCACGUGGGCCAUGCCGUGGCUGCGGCGAGAUGAUCAUUGGCAAGUCCAUCUCCUCCGCUGACGGCCGCCUGACAGGCCGCUAUCACCGCGCCUGCUUCGUCUGCUUCCAAUGCCGCCUCCCCUUCGAAACAAACGACUUUUACGUGCUCAAGGACCGACCCUACUGCGCCCAACACUACCACGAACGCAACGGCUCGAUUUGCGCUGGAUGUCACGAAGGUAUCGAAGGCGAAUACCUUGAGACAAACGAACGCACUGGUCCUGGGCCCGGCGAUACCCAGAAAUUCCACCUCGACUGCCUUCGUUGUCGUACCUGCAACAUCGACCUCCAAGGCGAGUACUACGAAUGGAACGGCUAUGUUUACUGCGAGCGAGAUGCCAGGCGCGCCGCUGCUUCCGUCUCUCCCCACGGCUUCCGCCGCCCAACUAUGCCUUCAUCCCCUCUUGGUCCUCCUGGGCCCGGCAUGCCUAUGCCCCCUCCUUCUCGCGGCCGACCACCCCCGCCAGGAUAUCCCGGUCCUGGCCGAGGCCGAGGUCGUGGGCCUCGUCCUCCAGGCCCGCCAGGCCCGUACGGCCCUGGACCUGGCCGUAGCGGCAGACCAGGUCCUGGUCCAGCUCCAUAUGGACGUCCCCCGCCCUCUCCGAACAACCUCGGACUACCAGGGCAAGCACCUGGUGGCGCCCGCCGUUUCCCAGAACGACGGACCACAAGACUUAUGAAUAUGAUUUGA